AUGCGAUCCCUUCGAUUUCAUAGCUUUACUACCGUUGUUGGUUUGGCACGGCUACAAUCUAGCGGGGGUAAUGGACGGUAUCCUCCUCGUGAACAACAACAACAACAACAUCAACGGUUUGGCAGGCCUCGUGAUGGUCGUCCUACGAGAGGCGGUCAUUCACAGUCUUUUUCCCAAGGUGGUCCCCGAAAUACGUUAAACGAACCUCAAUUGGUGGCAAGACUCCUUGAGCUUUAUCCAAGUGGUAAAUCUUGGUUCCCUGUAAACAAGUGGGCAUCUUCUAUACCCGAGGAUAUUCAAGAAGCCUUGGUACCAUAUGGUGGUUUGGCGCAUUUUGCAGUAUCGCAGAGUAAUUUUUUCAUUGUACGCAAGGAGAAUGGAACGCCAGUUGUCUCACUAUCUACGAUGGCUUCUUCAUUGUGUGCAGAACGGGAAAAGAAUAUUAAGAAACGUGCGGAGAAAGCCGCUGCGUUUUCGUCGCGUCGUCAAGAUGAUUCAAGAUUUCAGAGGUGA
Molecule: messenger RNA, 513 nt
Organism: Trypanosoma theileri
Lineage: Eukaryota; Euglenozoa; Kinetoplastea; Trypanosomatida; Trypanosomatidae
Exons: 1
Coding region: 1-513 (170 amino acids)
Source: RefSeq, a predicted model, not a curated record